Fusarium odoratissimum NRRL 54006 is the source of this 2329-nucleotide messenger RNA. RefSeq lists its product as uncharacterized. The record is from RefSeq and is a predicted model, not a curated record. The transcript has 3 exons. Gene Ontology annotation, molecular function: guanyl-nucleotide exchange factor activity. Gene Ontology annotation, cellular component: cytosol. NCBI's taxonomy places the organism in Eukaryota, Fungi, Ascomycota, Sordariomycetes, Hypocreales, Nectriaceae. The coding region runs from base 653 to 2221 and encodes 522 amino acids. Gene Ontology annotation, biological process: positive regulation of GTPase activity.
UGGAGCUGCAGAAGAGAAUGUUAGGUGGCCGCAAUGAGAUGCAUGGAUGUAAUAAAUUUCAUGAACCAAGACUGAAACUUGUCGCUGAAUUUUAACUGCCUAGAGAUUUAUUUUCUCAUCUCUUGUAUUCAUGUGAAGCUCUAAAGACUUUUAUUCAUUUUCAUCAUACCUCAUACUCCACAAGGGAAGCUGAGAUCAUGUCUAUGUCACCUCAAGACGUGGCUGUCCUGAUACAGCGUGAAGGAAGUGGAGCAUCGCCAGAUACUUACGAUGCCGCCAACGAACCUGAGGAUGCUGUUGUGAAACGAACAAAGCUAUUAUCUUCCGUGCUCGAAACUCUUAAGCAACAAGAUCUUUCUUCGCUAGAGGCUACAGCCAAGGCGUUGGGCGACGGAAGUCGAGAUGGUAAGUGAAAUUACUUACCGUUUGUGAAUUUGUUAACGUGGACACAGUGGCAUGGAGACUCCCUUAUGGAGAUUCGGGAAUUCUCGAAUUCUUCCUUGACAUUCUUGCCUCAGAUGAGGAGCAUCCUCAUGGUGUCAAAGUCCAGGCUCUGCGUGUUACCGGAAAUUCUUGUGCUGAUACAGACCAAAAUCGAGCUCGAGUUGUUGAGGGCAAACAUAUCGUUUCUUUCAUCAAGCACCUUCAGGACAUGAGCCUUGUUCCAUAUUUGAUUCCGGUGCUCUACAAUGUCCUUGUUGAUUAUGAACCUGCUCAACGUCUUGCUUCAGAGUCACGACUCAGCAGUCAUCUCAUCACUCUCCUUCAAUCACCCAACCGCGCUGCUUUCAGCCCGCUUGUCACUUAUUUCUGCAAGAUCCUUGCUCUUCUCAUCACACAAGAUGGCGAGGUAGCUGUUGCAGAUUCUGAGACGGCCUCCGUUCUCCUGAAGCUGGCAGUCAGCCCUGACCACAACACUGAUAUCGAGGACUUUCUCGCCCUCGUAUCUACCGCAGCCAGUUAUCUUGCCAAUGAAUCCUUCCAAGAGCAACUCCUCAACUCAAAAGAAGCAGAUGUCUUCGUCAAGGCAUUCUACAUCGCACAUACCCAAUUCGACUCAGAGCUUGAUGACGAAGACACUGCCAAGGAACUUGGGCAGCUGUGUACUUCGUUGCUUACAACCCUGGCUGACCUGACUGGCAAUGACGCCUUCCCAGCUCAUUAUUCCCUUGAAAGCUCAGUGCCCCAGUCGCUUCUUAAAUGGUUGAAGGAGCCGCAUGUCAUUCUUCAGUCCGCAGCUUGUCUGGCUCUGGGCAACCUCUCCCGUUCAGAUCAGGCUUCCACGGCCUUUGUGCAGAAGUAUCAGGCUCAUCUUUCUCUGAUCGCCAUUCUUUCCGAUCCCGAGAUCAAAGAUGCCCAGCUUCUUCACUCCGCACUGUCUUUCCUCAAGAAUCUCGCAAUUCCGGCACAGAACAAAACGUUACUAGGGGAUCUGCUAAAGCCAGUGAGUGUACCGAGGAUACUGACCAUCGAUACUCUUCCUCAGGUCCAGUUCUCGGCAGUUUCACUACUUCGUCUACUGCUUGUGAACUGCCCAGAUAAUGUUCGUCGAGUUGUUAGUCCUAUAACAGCUGAAGGAGAGGGGUCUGGCAAGCACACAACUGUCCAUGAUAUGAUCUCGCUGUUUGAUCGAUCUGAUACGGAACCUACCCGACUCGAAGCCGCACGAAGUGUUGCUACUGUAUGCCGAGUUCUUCAUACAGCACCCACCGAGGAGGUUCUUUCUGGAUGGAGUUCUGAAAUUGAAAAGACACCAUCGAGGGAUCUGUUCUAUGCUGAACAUGAUCUUUCACAAGUGCUGUCAUUCCUCAUCAUUCAAGAGAAGUGGCCCAUUCUAAAAUCCGAGGCAUGGUUCGUCUUUGCUCUCAUGUCGCGAUCCAAGGAUGGCGCCCAAGUUAUCGCCAAAGUCCUUGCUAUAUCUGGAGCUAUGGAUGCUCUCAGUUACGCAGUCACCGGAAAGACGGCAAACAACGAAACACCACUGAUCGAGAGUGGUGCCCCUGAAAUCCCCCCAGCAAUUCCUGAAGAGCUGGCAUUGGAACCUCAGCAGGUUGACCCAAAACAAAAGGCUAAUAUGGCUAAGGUGGACAGAGAGAACUGUUUGGUAUUGUGUACCGAAGUUGUCAAGAAUGGGGAGACUCUGGAAUCAAAGCAAGUUGGUCGAUUACGGAGUUUGAUUCGACAGGGCACAGAGUUGCUGGGGGAAAGGGCUGAAGAGUAGUAGAGUCUCAAGGAAUGGAAUAGACACGAAUACUGGGGAUAGACAUCACUUUACGAAUCGUUCAAAGCGUUGAAAUCGUAAUGAAUAACUUUUUAAGAAAGAGAUACC